Cheilinus undulatus (humphead wrasse) is the source of this 12472-nucleotide messenger RNA. RefSeq names its product neural-cadherin. The transcript has 34 exons. Gene Ontology annotation, biological process: homophilic cell-cell adhesion. Bases 697 to 9471 code for a protein of 2924 amino acids. Gene Ontology annotation, molecular function: calcium ion binding. Gene Ontology annotation, cellular component: plasma membrane. The record is from RefSeq and is a predicted model, not a curated record. NCBI's taxonomy places the organism in Eukaryota, Metazoa, Chordata, Actinopteri, Labriformes, Labridae.
AGCAAGUUCACUUCAUCCUCACCAUCCUCAUCAUCAGCAUCAUCUGAGCGGGGAGACGUGAAGUGAUGUGAGGAGAAUUCUCUCUGAAUAUGAUGUUAAACUGUCACUGCUGCUCAUGGUGACACAUUUCUACCGAGGGAAGAAGACCCGGGGGUUCUUUAUCUGUGCGUAAAAGUGGUUUUGACUGAAGAAGAACAUCCUGCUGGUUUAAUUUCUCUUUUGCGCACUGGAUGGACUUUAAGCUCUUUCUUUUCACUCAUUAAAAUCAUUAAACGGAUUCUGUAUUUAAAGAGACAUUAGACUUUUUUCCUCUAUGUUUAGUGCUGUAAUAUCCUUGAUUUGGAUCACUUUGAAGGACUUCUCCUCCGCGUUAAUUGAAACAUGACUAAAGCUGCAGCUGCACCAGUUCGCCUUCUUUUGUUUCUCUGUGCGUAAAAGUGUUUUUGGUUGAAUUGUUUCAGACUGCAGAGGAGAAAUCCAGUGUCCUUUUGCGCCCUGGAUGGACUUAAAGGGUCUUUCUUCUCCCUCAUUAAACGGAUUUGGGGUUUAAUUAGAGAUCUUAAAUCUCUGCCUCUGAGGACUUCGCUCUCCUCCGUAGAGAAAUUUUUGUUUUAGCGCUGUAAUUUCCUCGAAUUGGAUCACUUCGAGGGACUUCUCUGGUGGACUCUUUGCGGUCUUCUCGGCUUUAAUGGAAAUAUGACCACCAGAGGGAUCCUCCUCCUGCUCCCUCUGCUGCUCCAUGCCUCCACGGUGAGUCUCUCCGCGGUGCCCGGGCAUCCAGCGCGCCUCUUCGGUCACAUCGCUGAGAACUCCCCUGCCGGGACGCCCGUGGAUGGAGUCCUGCUGCCGCUCGGACCCAGCGGCUGCCCUGGAGCCAGCCUGAAGGGGGAUUACGCGUCUGAUUUCAAGCUCGUUCACUACCGAGGACACCGGAACCAUCAUCUGGGUCUGGUGUCCUCCAAAGCUCUGGACCGGGAGUUUAUCGCCAUGUAUGAGCUGACGGUGGAGCUGCCGCCGCGCUGCCAGAGCAGGCAGAGAUCGGCAGCCGUGCAGGUGGAAGUGUCAGAUAUUAACGACAACAUCCCGAGAUUCACCGGCGGGAACCAGAGCGUGGACGUGGACGAGCUGACGCCGCUCGGUACCGAGGUAGCCCACUUUGACGCAAAGGAUGGAGACGCGGAGAGGAACGGACGAGUCACUUUUUACGCGUCACCAGAGUCUCACCUGCUGCACGUGACCCCUCAGAGCGGUCAGGUGAGGCUGGUCGGGUCACUGCUCGGGGUCAAACACGUGACACUGAGGCUGUACGUCAGUGAUGGAGGGGACGUGACGCUGACAGGUGAGCCGGUGUUCUUGCACGUGGACGUCCAAAGCUCCGGUAGAGCUCGGCGGAGGCCCCGGGCCCUUUCCGAAGAGCUCACCUACACCGUGACCGUCCCGGACCACGUCAGAGUCGGGGACCUGGUGUUCACGGUGCCGGAUCAGAGGUUUGAGCAGCGCCGCUUUGAGGUCCUCUCGGAGGUGGACUCUCCGGUCCAGAUCGAGCGAGACUCGGGACGUCUGUACCUGGCGAGUAAUCUGAGAGAGCCUGCUGAUGUGACGGUGAAGAUCCAGAACCUCCGAGGUGAUGAGUGGUACCUGUGCAGGCUGACUCUGAGCAUGCCCAGUCAGGCCGACCUGCAGUGGGUAAUGUUUCCCUCUCCUUACCUGGCCGCUGUGGGUCCUGACGCCUCACCUGGAUCUGUGGUGUACCGACUGUCAGCAAAGCAGCGAGACGGGACUCUGGGACAAGUCCAGUACUUUUUACUGGAUGGUGGGGAGGAGUGUUUUGAGGUAGACCGUCGAUCUGGUGACAUAAAAACAACAGGACGACCUCUGACACCCAGUAAGGAGUACCUGCUGCAGGUGCAGGCGGUGGAUGGGCGUGGUCGUAAAGGUGCCCCAGCUGCAGUGUCCAUUCUGGCUGGAUACCGCCCUCCACAGUUCACCAACUCUACCUACAGCCUGAAUGUACCUGAGAACACAGCUGUAGGACAACGUGUCGCAGUGGUUCAGGCCGUCUCCUUCCAGAAGAAGAGUCUGUCCUACAUGCUGCUGGUGAAUCCUGGGAAUCUGUUCAGCAUCAAUCAGGAGAGCGGAGCGCUCAGCCUCACCCGGACUGUGGACUACGAGAGUGGACACAACCUCCACACCCUGCAGGUCCGCGCCUCCGAGCCUGACACCGGCCUCAGCGGCGUGGCAGAGGUUCUUGUUCAUAUAACGGAUGAAAACGACUGCACGCCAGAGUUUCUGCACUCCAUCUACACCAGAGACAACAUACCUGAGAGCAUCGCGCCUGGAACAUCCCUGCUGCAAGUUCUGGCCCGUGACUGCGACUCCGGCGUGAACUCUGAGCUCUCCUACUUCGUCCACGGGGACGACUUUGACAUCACAUCAGGAGGCGUGGUCAGCCCCGCCCGUCGCCUGGACUACGAGAGACCCAAUCACGUCUACGAGUUCGUAGUGGUCGCCGUGGACGCAGGCACGCCCCCUCGCACCGGCACGGCCUCUGUCCGCAUCCGUGUGGCCAACAGCAACGACGAGGCGCCGGUGUUCUCACAGAACACAUAUAAGACCUUCCUCAGCGAGGAUGCCGGUCCUGACACGCUGGUCGCCAUUGUCCACGCUAAUGACCCGGACGGAGACACCGUCUCUUAUGCAAUCACUGGAGGCAACGAGGACAGCAACUUCCUGUUGGACAACCAGAAAGGAAUCAUUAAACUGAGGAAGAGUCCGCCCCCGAGGCUCAGAGGACCGCAGUACGUCCUCAACAUCACCGCCACGGACGACAACGCCUCUGGAGGGCCGUACCCCCUCAGCAGCUCGGCCCAGGUCAUCGUAGGAAUCAACGACAUCAACAACAACAAACCCGUCUUCCAGGAGUGUCAGAACUACAGUCUGAACGCCGUGGUGCUGGAGAAUCAGCCUCCAGGGACAUUUGUCCUGCGAGUCCAGGCCCACGACGCCGACAUGGGCGUCAACGGAGAGGUCAAAUACGGCAUCAUGCACAGAGAUGGAGUGUCAUCUGGGUUUGACAUCGACACUGACACCGGUGUGAUCACAACGACGGUGAGCUUCGACCGGGAGCGUCAGAGAGAGUUCACGUUGUCUGUGACGGCCACAGAUCAGGCCGAGGAGCCGCUCAUCGGGAUCUGUCAGAUCACCGUCCUCAUCGCUGACCAGAACGACAACGACCCCAAGUUUGAGAACAGCCGCUACCAGUACUUCCUGCGUGAGGACACUCCUGUUGGGACUAGUUUCCUGCGAGCUGCGGCACACGAUGACGACCAGGGGAGCAACGCCGCUAUCACGUACUCUCUGUCCAAUCAGAAGCCAGCUUACCUUCACAUCAACCCCAGUACCGGCUGGAUCUACGUCAACCACCCCAUCUCACAGACGUCCAGGAUCAACCAGCAGAUCGUGGCGUCAGAUGGAGGGAACCGCAGCAGCUCCGUGGAUCUCACCGUCAUCAUCACGAACGUCCACAACCAGCCGCCGCACUGGGAGAAACCCGAGUACUGGGUCACUGUGCCGGAAAACACCGUCAGAGACGCCAAGAUAGUGACCAUCAAGGCCACAUCCCCACUUGGUGACCCCCGUGUCACGUACAACCUGGAGGAGGGUCAGGUACCAGAGACCAACAUGCCGGUUCGGUUCUACAUCAAGCCAAACCGGGCAGACGGCUCAGCGUCCAUCCUGGUGGCCGAGAACCUGGACUACGAAACGACUCGCUUCUUCACGCUAAGGGUCCGAGUCCAGAACGUCGCGGCUGUACCGCUUGCUUCCUUUACCACCGUCUACGUCAACGUGACAGACGUGAAUGACAACGUUCCUUUCUUCCUGUCGUCCACGUACGAGGCCACGGUUCCUGAAGGGGCAGAGAUCGGCACGUCGGUGGCUCAGGUGUCUGCAACAGACCUGGACUCUGGUCUACAUGGCAAGAUCCACUAUGUGAUCCUUAAAGACGAGAGCGGAGACUCGCAGUUCUUCAGCAUCGACUCGAAAACUGGCAUCAUUGUCACCCGAGCCUCCUUCGACCGAGAGCAGAAGGCGUCCUAUUUGAUAGAGGUCCAGUCCCAGGACGGCUCCGAGUCAGCCAGACCAGGCCAACAGGGACAACCCAACACUGACACGGCCUACGUGAGGAUCUUCAUCACUGAUGUAAACGAUAACGCCCCAGCCUUCCCCCAGCCGGUGUACGAGGUCAGCGUGGAAGAAGACAAGGAGGUCGGCUAUGUCCUCAUGACCGUCACUGCCAACGACGAGGACGAAGGCGCCAACGCCAAGCUGCGCUACCAGAUCACUUCAGGAAACACCAUGGGCACCUUCGACGUGGAGCCCGAGGUGGGCACCAUCUUCGUGGCUCAGCCGCUCGACUACGAGAUGGAGCAGCGCUACGAGCUCCGGCUGGUCGCCUCAGACGGGAAGUGGGAGAACGAGACGCUGGUGGUGGUCCAGGUGGUGAACCGCAAUGAUGAGGCGCCCGUCUUCAGUCAGACCGAGUACCACGCCGCCGUGACUGAGGAGCUCACGCAGCUGCCUGUUCUCAUGCUGGAGGUGUCAGCCACAGAUCCAGACCAGGAAGCUGAUCAGACCGCCCUACGAUACUCCCUCCAUGGUCAAGGUGCUGGUGGUGAAUUCACCAUCGAUGAACGCACCGGAAGAAUCUAUGCCCAAAGACGCCUGGACCGGGAGGAAAGAGCCGCCUGGAGGUUCCUUGUCCUUGCUACAGACGAGGGAGGGGCGGGGCUGACAGGAUUCGCCGAUGUGCUCUUAGAGGUCCGAGAUGUCAACGACAACGCUCCCUUCUUCCCGUGUCCAGCUCUUGAAGUAGACGGAUGUUUCGUCGGCCAAGUGCCUGAAAAUUCCCCCGCUGACACGUCCGUCAUGGAGAUGAGGGCCAUGGACCUCGACGACCCCAAUGAGGGCAAGAAUGCCAUGCUGACCUACAGCAUCAUCAAAAACGUCCGGAACGAGAUCAACCUCAACCUGUUCUCCAUCAACGCCAGCACGGGGACCAUCUAUACGGUGCUGCGCUCUCUGGAUCGGGAGGCGGAGGAUCGUUACCUGGUGGUGGUGGAGGCCAGGGAUGGAGGGGGGUUGGCAGGAACGGGGACAGCAACCAUCAUGGUUUCUGACGUCAACGAUCACCCACCUGUCUUCACCCAAAGGCUCUACACCACCCAGGUGACCGAGGAUCUGGAGGUGAACAGUGAGGUUCUGGUGGUUUCUGCCACAGACGGAGAUGAGGGUGAGAACGCCGUGGUGACCUUCAGCAUCGUCGGCGGUGAUGAGGACAGGAAGUUCUUUGUAGAAACAGACAAAGUGAACCGGCGCGGCGUGAUCAAACUUCAAAAGAAGGUGGACUUUGAGAAACCCCAGGAGAGGACGUUCAACCUGACGCUGAAGGCCGAAGACGCCGACUUCUUCAGCUUGGCCUACUGUCUGGUUCAGGUGGAGGACUCCAACGACCACGCCCCCGUGUUCUUCCCACAGUUCUACGAGUCACCAGCGAUGUCUGAGGACGUCCCUGUAGGGACGAUUGUAGCUCAGGUUACAGCCUCUGAUCUAGACUCGGGCCAAAACGGACGCUUCUCCUACAGCAUCUCAAAAGACUCAGACCCCUACGGUCAGUUCCUGGUGGACCAGUCCGGGUGGGUGGUGGUGGCAGAUUCUCUGGACAGGGAGAAGAUCUCACAGCACAGGAUUGUGGUCCUGGCUACAGACAGUGGGAGUCCCACUUUGACUGGAUCUGCUAUCGUCAUGGUAACAGUACUAGACAUCAAUGAUAACGGUCCAGAGUUUGAGGUUCCCUAUAAGCCCAUUGUUUGGGAGAACACAGCAGCGCCUCAGGCGGUUCAGAUGAACGAAACCUCCCUCCUCCUCCACGCCACCGACAGGGACACCUCCACCAACGGGGGGCCCUUCUCCAUACGGCUCCUCAUGCUCACCUCAGACGCCACAAACUUCAAUUUGACCGACUUUAGGAACGGCAGCGCGGCGAUCACCGCCCUCAGAACCUUUGACCGUGAGCGCCAGAAGGAGUACCACCUCCCGAUCCUCAUGAUUGACAGCGGCUCUCCUCCAAUGAGCUCCACAAGCACGCUGACGGUGAUCAUCGGAGACAGGAACGACCAUCCACACUCACCUGGACACACAAACUUCAUCGUCUACAGCUAUGAGGGUAUUCUCCCGACGACGGUGCUUGGACGAGUUCAAUCCCCCGACCUUGAUGACUGGAGCGAGAAGGUGUACCGCUUCGAAGGCAAACCAUCCAGGUUGUUCAGUCUGAAUCAGAGCUCAGGUCAGCUCAGUAUCAGAGAGGGGACUCCUCCGGGCUCAUAUCACCUGCAAGUCCGAGUGUCUGACCUCACCUGGCCCGAUGUCACCUCCACGGCUCAGGUGGACGUCAGAGAGCUGCAGCAGGACGCCCUGCAGAACGCUGCAUCCAUCCGCAUCAGGAACCUGACUGUGGAGGACUUUUUCAGCAGCAGUGGAGCUGAGGAGAGUCGGUUUGUCCGUCUGGGUCAAGUGUUGGCUGAACUCCUGCAGACUUUACCAGAAAAUGUCCAGAUCUUCUCUGUUGGUGAAGCCGGCGUCAGAGGAGAAAGAGCCAUUAAUGUUUGGUUUGCUGCUCACGGCUCGCCAUACUACAGGGCAGAGAAGCUGCACGGAUAUGUGGCGGCAAACAAAGCCAAGGUGGAGUCCACAGUGGGCGUGUCCAUCUCUCAGGUGGGUGUUGACGACUGUCCGUACACGGACUGCAGUCAGUCUGGAGGCUGCAGCACCGAAGUCACGUUCAGCCAGGCUCCCAAGGCUCUGAGCAGUGGUAACACGUCUCUGGUGUCGCUGUCAGCCUCGUCGACCGCUCGGUGUGGCUGUCAGGGACGAGAGGCGAUCCACCUGCCCUGCUCCGCCUACCCCACCAACCCCUGCCUCAACGGGGGCACCUGCCAGGACGGGCCACUUGGAUACAGGUGUAAAUGUUCUCCGAUGUUCGACGGGCCCGAGUGCCAGCAGACCAAACACAGUUUUGGCGGCCAGGGCUAUGCCUGGUUCCCUCCCAUCAUGCCUUGCUUCCAGAGCCACAUCUCCCUGGAGUUCCUGGCGGAAUCAGCAAAUGGACUGCUCCUCUACAACGGCCCACUUGGCCCCGCCCACUCCGGAGAGCAGGAGGACUUCAUCGCUGUUGAGUUAAGGAACGGCGUUCCAGCUCUGAGUAUAAACCAUGGAUCAGGAACUCUAACGCUGCAGCUCCCUCCAAAAUCCACCGUCACCGACAGACGCUGGCAUCGCCUCGACAUCAUCAGUGAUGGAAAGGUGGUGCAGCUGAUCCUGGACCAGUGUGGGGGGGCGGUGGUGAAUGAGUUGGAGGGUGUCGGCAGGGAGGACCAGGAGAUGGAUGAGUCGGGCUGCAGAGCUGCGGGAGAAACACCUGGAAACCAGAGGUAUCUGAAUGUUUAUCAGCCUCUCCAGUUAGGAGGAGUGAAGGACAUGUCUCCUCAUCGUCGUUACCGCAGCUUCACCGGCUGCAUCCGCAACCUGAUGGCGGACAGCCAGGUAUACGACCUGGCGUCUCCAGGUGAGAGCGUGGACAGCUCCCCGGGGUGCAGGCUCACAGACGGGGUAUGUGUGACAGCCGGCGGUCCCUCCUGUGGCGUUCAGGCCUCUUGCCUUGCCGACUGGGGCUCCUUCAGCUGCGAGUGCCACCCGGGUUACACCGGACACAAGUGUGACAAAGCUGUCCCAGAGUUCUCCUUUGAGUCAGGCAGCACUGUGAGGUAUCAGCUCAGAGGAGGUGGCAGCUCUCGCCGCACACACAUCCAGCUGCUCCUCCGAACCAGAUCCUCCUUCGGUACCCUGCUCUCCGUGACCUCCCGGGAGGCCAAUGAGUAUAUUGUCCUAGAGAUCGCAGAGGGUCACCUCUCUGUUCGCUCCAACCUCGGUGAUGGCGCCCAAGCCUUGCAACUUCCUGGUCAGAGAAUAGACAUUGGCCAAUGGAUCCAGGUUAGCCUCAGUCGCCAUGACAACCUGUUCAUCCUGCGGUUGGAGCAGGGCGGGGGCUCGCGGGAGGUCCAGGCCCGGCUGGGGAAACGCAAAGAGAUCGUGGUUCAUCCAGCCAGCGUCAUGGUCGGCAACAUACCGAAUGGUGUGGACAAGGCCGACUUUCAGGGCUGCCUUAGGGACGUUCGUUUUAACAGUCAGGUCCUCCCUCUGGACGGGCAGAGUCGGGACUUGGUAACAGUGCUGGAGAGGCGGGGCGUCACCUUGGGUUGCACCAGCGAUGCCUGCAGCAGCCAACCGUGCCGCAGCCCGCUGCGUUGCAUCGACCUGUGGAGGAAACACCAGUGCAGGUGUCCGGGCAGUCAGGUGACCGUGACGGACGAAUCGGGUGAGCAGCGCUGUGUGCCAUCACCCUGUGGAUCCUCUUCCUGUCGUAACGGCGGCGUCUGCCAGGCGCUGUCGCCGGAAAGUUUCCGCUGCCGCUGUUUGGACGGGUUCAGAGGUCAGCGCUGUGAGCUGGGGCAGCUCAAAGGUCACCGCCUGGCCGCUCUCAGCCCAAGCUCCAUCCUUGCCAUCAGCAUGUGUCUGCUUGUCUUCUUCGCGGUGCUGGUGGCGGUGACAGUGUGGAACCAGAAAGGCAGCCGUAACAAGUUCAGGAAGCGAGGAGUUUAUCACAUCCCUGCUGAACACGAGAGCUGGGAGGACAUCCGAGAAAACAUCCUCAACUACAACGAGGAGGGAGGAGGGGAGCAGGACCAGAAUGGCUACGACAUCACGGAGCUGAAGCGCCCACUCUGCUCCAGUUUGUCUCAGUCGUCGUCCUGCACCACCGCUCCUCUCAUCAAAUCGUCCCCGGGCUCCCAGGAGGAGGUCCACCCAUCCAGCUCCUCCUGCAGCUCAGGCGCUCCCUACCUCAGCAUCCCCCAUCAUCACCACCAUCAUCAUCAGCACGCCACCAACAGCUACACCGGAGACUCCCCCUACGCUAACUUCACUGCUCCUGUGGCCCGGGACAUCGAUCCAAAUGACACAGGAGGUUACGUGGACGUGUCGUCAUCUCGCUCUCACGUGGACUUUAAAAGCUACGUGGCGAGGAUCAUCUGGGAGGCUGACAACGACAGCGAGGCCUUCCCACUGGAUGCCUACCACGUGUGGUGCGUGGAGGGCUCGGGGUCAUCUGCAGGAAGCCUCAGCUCGCUGGGGUCGGUGGCGUCUCGUAGGAACGCUAGCUCUGCCCCCUGUGUGGAGGAAGAAGAGGAGGAGGAUGAUGAUGAAGGAGGGUUUGUUUACGACCGUCUGUCUCGCUGGGGGCCCAAGUUUCAGGCUCUGAGCGAGAUGUACGACCGACCCCAGCUGGCCCUCACCUACAGAGACGCAGUGGACUACAUGGAGAGGAGCCACAGCCACGACAUGCUGCCCCACCACUAGAGGGCACCACACAAAAAACACGACCUGCUGCCUCGGCACCACUAUAGGGGGCCACACAGAAAAAAAAAACAGGACCUGCUGCUCCCCCACUAGAGGGCGCCAUACACAACAAAACACGACCUGCUGCCUCAGCACCUCUAGAGGGCGCCAAACAUCCACAGAGCUCAUACAGGCUGAGAGAGUCAGCACUGUGUUCACGUGUAAUCAGGAAUUAGCCAAGUCAUGUAUCAUUAAUGAAUAAAAUUUUUACAGGAUUAGGGCCAAAAUAAAAAGAGGAAGAUGUUUUAUGAAUUUAAAAAUUCAGCCAUUUAUUCUAGGUAGCAGGUGUAGAAAAAAAUGCUGCAAUUUUAGUUCCUUCAAUAGGGAUUUAUUCACCCAAUAUAAACAAAGUAGAUUCAUAAAAAGCAGAAGAUGCAUGCAUGUGCACGUUUGAAGGACUUAAAUAAAAGUGCACAUAUUUCUGACCAUAAAGGACUAAUGCAAUUCUCAAACUUCUGCAUAUAUAGAGCCACACCUGCAAGCUCGUUCAGGCAGUCAUACUAAAAAAACACUGAUUCACACCUGACAUGCAUCAUAAUCAAAUCACAUCCUCUUAAUUCAGCAGCCUGUUUAAGCUGCAGGAUUUCCUUUCUCUUCCUCUGCUCUGCUCUGAAUCAGUAUUGCACUCCCACUUUAACCCUCCUUCACCCCAGCAUCCACCUGUAGGCGCCCAUGGAAGGUUCAAGAUGUUUUCUCAUCACGUAGAUUCACGUAGAUUCUUCUGAAGUCCAUGCACAUGUCUUCGGUCUUUGUGCAGUCAGGUUUAAAAUCAUCCACUGGUCCACUGUCAUUCUGUGACAAAGAGAGCAGCAGAUCCUUGAGCUUAAAAUGACUGAAACAGCUGAAAGAAGAGCAAAGCAACUAAAAACUGCUUUUCAUUUUUGUGCUAUUAUUUGGGCUUUUCUCCUCCAGAUAGGAAAGCUGCAGAAAAAGCACAGGGGAGGACAUGCACCAAGCAAGCAGCUUGUAGAGGUCUGACCUAGCACAACUGAACAUAACUGGCACCAAAUUUAGUCUUUAAAUCCCCGCACAAAUCACGAGUUUCUUCAUAAAAAUGUUCCAGUCUUGCACAUACAGAUAGCUCAUCCUUUGUCAUGUAUGAAAGAGAAAACCUGACGUGACGUGAACACAGCCGCUUGGCUCCCUCUUGUUUCUCGAUGGCGGCUCUUUUCAGGUUCAUUUGCUCGUUGUGGAUGUUUGUUCAUGUGGAGAAGUCAGAGGUCUGACUGUGGAUCAGUGGUUUUUAUUCACACAAGCACAGAGAGACGAUUUUCUGGCUUUAUGAACCAGCUUUACACACAAAUAUGUCAAACUCUUAUUUAUUUUCUUCUUCUUCUGCCUCUAAUGCAGCUCAGUGUUCGCUAUUUAUUUUGUUUAUUCUGCAUUUUGGUGGUCGCUGAUUUCACUCAUGGAAAAUGUGAAUUUGUUUUAAACCAUUUUAGGAAUAUAAGGAAAGUAUGUUGGAUAUUUUGCAGCUGAUCAGAGUUCUUUUGCUUCAUUUGUCAACAUAAAGGCCUUGAUUUCCGCCUCACAAAGCGAACUCGGAGUUCUGCUCAGAGGCAUUUUUCUGGAAUCUUUUCAUCUGACCCGACAGAUUCCUCUCCUCCAGCUCUCCACAGGAACCAAAACCCAAACAAAAAAGUCAAUUUCACAGAAAUCUCCCAAGGACAAGCACUCCUUUCACCGUUUUAACUUUUUUGAAACAUCUUUGUCACUGUGCUGCUGUCAGUGUUGCCUCGUUCACAAAAACAGCUUCUCUUUUCUCGCUGCCUGUUGCACUAAAGGAGGGUUCAGAGAAUCUACGUGCCAGUUAGAAAUAAAAGCAGAUAAAUAAAGCUUUUCCGAGGUGGAACACUUUUUACCCUGCAGUGUUUCCAACGUGUAAAAUAAGAUUUGAUAGUUUUCACAUGACAGAUUAUUUUUGUACUCGUCUGUAGAAAUGUUCAGAAGCUGCUCUCUCUUCUCUGCAGGACGGCGUCUGUUUAAAGUGUUUUUCUUCUCGUUGAUCAGUUUGUGUUUGGACUUUUGUAAAGAUGUUUUAAUCAAAUCCAAACGUGUGGCUCGUUACGAUAAAGACAUAAGUCCUCAGGAAUCGUCUGCAGGUUCACAUUUGAGAGCAGCGGUCCUUACAAAGCUGCAGAGCAACAAUUCAGCUCUGUUUCCGGAUUUAUUUAAUUUACGUUUAUGCAAAAUAUUCUGAAUCUUCAUGAGGCUCAGUCCAGGUUUCUUAGAGGAGUUUCGAGGAUCAUUUACGACACAGGAGCAUAAAAGGCAAAAAAACAGCAAUAAAAUAAUGAAAAAUUAAUAUAAUCAAGAUGAAAUGCAAUCUAAACGUUCACUAUGCCUUAUUAAAACACCAACAAACCCUUCUGAUCCCAGCUCAGCAUGUCAGCGUUAGACACACGGUCUAACAACAAAAGAUAAAUGUGAGAAAGGAAAAUAAAACUUGUUUUUAAAGGCUCUUGUUUUUCCAGCUAUGCUCUGAAUCAGUACAUGCCUCGCAAUACGAGAUAGAAAAUGAGAAAUUCAAGACUGCAGGAGCUAAAUCUGUCUGUGGAAAGCUAAAUAUUUUCAGUGGAUAGCUUCGGCAUCACAAGACUGAUCUAGCAAAGCAGUUUCAUGUUAAGGCCGGCUCAGGCUACACAAAUUUAAGAUUUAAGCCCAACUGUGACGUUGCAGCUCAUCGUCAAAACUCGGGCCCGAUUUAAAACGUCGGAAACGACAAACGGUCUUGUAGUGUGACGUAAUUAACGACGCGUCCAAGACACCCCAUGACCACAAUUCAACAAAACUAGCAUGUCAGAAUUUUUCUUACAUCGUCGUCUAGUUUGACACCCUGACCUGACGUCAACGAUGUGAAUCCUGAUGUCUACCAACAGGAGUGUUUGCUCAUUAGCUGGGUUUCCAUUACAGUUUUUCGCAAAAAUAAAAGCGAAAUUUCUUAAAUUUCCAUUAAGUACAA